Molecule: messenger RNA, 1860 nt
Organism: Dufourea novaeangliae
Lineage: Eukaryota; Metazoa; Arthropoda; Insecta; Hymenoptera; Halictidae
Exons: 3
Coding region: 298-978 (226 amino acids)
Source: RefSeq, a predicted model, not a curated record
AUGGAAGAAAACCUUUCCUCGAGGUGGUUGUGUAUUCGCGGAAGGUGACUCAUUUACUUACGCGCGGGGAUACUCGCUAUUCCUGUUCCCUUCCCCCUCCCUCUCUCUCUCUCUCUUCACGGUAGAAUCUACAUACCGGGCCGCGGUUUUUAAUUGCGUUCCUCGGGAUCGUAAACGCGCCACGUAUAUAACCGAUGCCCGGUCGAUCCGUUCCCUCAAUCGCGAUCUAAGUCUCGCGCCGAACGGAAACCACCAUCGAGGACUGCUCGUCACCUGUCGGGAAACCCUGUCGUCGUCAUGUGGACCAUUCUUUUGCUGCUUUGCCUGGUCUCGUCGUUCGAUGUCGGUACGGCGAGAAGACCGUUAAGAGGACAGGCUGUUGUUUCCCUCGAACAUUCGGAUUCCUCCGAGUCCAGCAGCGUGGAACACGCGCCGAUUCGACUUCCGCGGAAAUUCGGCGGUGACAGCCGCACCAGGCGACUGCACAUCGAGAAUCAGACUGGGUUCGACGGUAAAGUGGAAAAGAUCCACAUAAACUCCGACGAGGAUCUGCCCGGGAUUCGCGCGUACGGAAUGCCCCGAAAGAGUCUGGAGAACAACGGCCACAUCGAAACGAAGCUUCAGAGGAAGAUCGAGGAGGAAGUUGAAUCUGGAUCAAGACCAGCUCGAGCAAUCGAGGCGUACGGUAAGUCCAAGGAGCAACUGGAGACCAACGGAGAGAUCGAAAGGGUACAGUCACCGACCGCGAUGAGACAUCAGACGAGAAGGGGCGCGGUGGUAUCGAGGGUGGCCAGGUCGAUCGACACGGAGCCGAAAUCGACGGAAUCGCGUAAGAGCACAGAGGAUCUCGAGGCUCAGGACGCGAAGGUCUUUAGACCGUUGUUCGUCUACAGGCAGCAAUUAGCGAGGAAGCAACACCGCGGCCGGCAUCACGUUAACGGCUACCAAACGUACUUCUACCGACGGCCAUUCUACUGAGAAUCCUUUCACUCGAUGACGUGGUGGUGUACCGCUUUUAACCUCCCCGUCCGCCUGUGUAAUAACCUGUCGUCGAGGGCCCAUUAGACGGCGACGUACAAAUAGGCGUCUGGGCUUUAAUGACAACCGGGAGAUUUUGUUCGAGUCAUAAACGACCCGAUCCUCGAGUCGAUUAUCGUGACAAUUAGGCCCGUGACCGUUUAUGCAAAUCUUUAACGGACUGCUUCGCGAGAAUCGAAUUCGGCGUAGAAAAACAGAAAACUUUACAUAUCGUUUUAAUCAAAGGAGCUUAUAAACAGGGUGAUUCCGCUGGUCUUUGGUUAGCUUCUUGUUCCACUGUGUAUUUAUACGUAUGAUACCCGCGUGUGACGUAAAUUGCGUGGAAAUCCGUAUAGAAUGUUUUGCGUAUCAAGCUAUGUAUUCAGUCAGCGUUACUUUUGUGCCAUAAAAGGGAAUGUUGUUAGAGGUGGUCCGUUUUAACCUUUUAGCUAUAGCGAAGCUGACCAAAAAGUACUACCUGUUGAUUAUUGUAUAAUUACUAUUAUUAUUGGUCGCUAUAGAAUAGUUUGGUCGUUUGUUUAAAGCAGUAACUAAAUGUAAUUACCGUUGUUAGGUUAUCCGGUGUGUUUCAUUAGUAAACAAUCACUGUAAAAGAAACCACUAUGGCGACGCGUGAAUUUCGUCAGCGACAAGAAUGCAUCGAUAGAGAACGAUAAUCCGCGAGAUCGAGAGGAUUCGAGGUUGCGAUCGUGAAUCGAUCGAUGCCAAAAAGUAUUUUAAGGAUUACUUGCGAGACGAUCGUGUCUCGAAUCUAUGGUAGCCUAGAUAAUCAGUACUUAACGUGGAUAGAUGUGUAAAGCGCGAAAUGAAUAAAUCGAAAGA